Molecule: messenger RNA, 7874 nt
Organism: Pseudonaja textilis
Lineage: Eukaryota; Metazoa; Chordata; Lepidosauria; Squamata; Elapidae
Gene: AKAP6
Product: A-kinase anchoring protein 6
Cellular component (GO): perinuclear region of cytoplasm; sarcoplasmic reticulum
Molecular function (GO): transmembrane transporter binding; protein kinase A binding
Source: RefSeq, a predicted model, not a curated record
GUGUGAAGUGGAGAUGCUGCUUUGGCAAAAAGCAUGAUCUAGAACUUCUGACAUCAACCAUGGAAGUAGCACUUUCCCCCAUCCUUCCACAAGAACCGAAUGCUGUUCCUACCGAUGUAUCCCCCAUGAUCAUCAAUACGACUCCUACAACCGAGCAAGAUGGUAGGGAAGAUUUUGAUCCUGAGCAACAAUAUGAAAAGCCUCCCCCUCUCCACACAGUUGCAGACUGGAAGAUUGUUCUCCACUUGCCUGAGAUUGAGACAUGGCUUCGGAUGACAUCAGAAAGAGUCCGGGAUUUGACUUACUCCGUGCAGCAGGACCUGGACAGCAAACACGUGGAUGUGCAUUUGGUACAACUGAAAGACAUAUGUGAAGAUAUCUCUGACCAUGUUGAACAAAUCCAUGCUCUUCUAGAGACUGAAUUUUCCCUUAAACUUCUGUCUUACUCGGUCAAUGUAAUUGUUGACAUCCACACAGUACAGUUUCUUUGGCAUCAGCUUCGAGUUUCUGUCCUGGUUCUGAGAGAGAGGAUUCUGCAGGGACUGCAAGAUGCCAAUGGAAAUUAUACAAGGCAAACUGAUAUUUUGCAAGCUUUUACAGAAGAAACAAAAGAGGACCGCCUUGAUUCUUUAACAGAAGUGGAUGACUCAGGACAGCUAACUAUCAAAUGCUCUCAAAAUUAUUUAUCCCUAGACUGUGGAAUUACUGCCUUUGAACUGUCUGACUACAGCCCGAGUGAGGAUUUGCUUGGUACUCUUGGGGACAUGACUUCCAGUCCAGCUAAAAUAACAUCCUUUGAGUCUUGGAGCUAUAGUGAAAUGGACAAAGCCUUUCCAGAACUUACUAGAAGUGUGGGAUUACUGGCUGUAGCAACAGAUUCAAGUGCUUCCAAAUGCAAUGAAAGUAUUAAUACAAAGGAAAUCCAUUUACCCUUGUCAAUUGAUCAACUGCAGGGGGACAGCCAAAGUUGCAAAGAAUCAUCAACUAUAUCUACUGAACUUUCACUCACUCAUCUUUUUGAGCACUUACCCUUUUGUAAAGUAGCUUCUGAGGAUUCGGCUGUCUCAUCUGGCCACAGGAAGGUCUUAGAAACAAUAAAACAGGAGCAAAAUCCAGUGUCCUUCAAUGGUGUAAAAACUAAUAAUCACCCUCACAGUGAAAACUCAACUCCCAAGAGGUCAAUUCAAGAUGGCAGUGACUACAAUGAGGAUUCACCCACACAGCCCACCUUGCCCAAGAGGGGCUUGUUUCUCAAAGAAGACAUAUUUAAAACAGAUAUUGUAGCCAAUGAUAUAAAAAAUCAGUUCUCUUUGAUUAAGACAGAAAUCAGUAAGAGCACACCCUCACUGCUUGAGCCACCAGACCGAUCCAAGCUUUGCCUAGCAUUACAAACAGCAUACAAUAAUUGCCCUUCUGCCAUAAGUCAGUCGUGCGAUUGUUUGCACAACAUAAGUGAACUCAAGUUUGCAAUUCAAAAUCAUUUCAAAGAAAAGUCCAUGGCUUUAAGUAAGUCAAGUGACAAUGCCAGAAGGCAGAAGCUGAGGUGCAAGAAGUCACAUGACAUUCCUGAGGAGGUGGCAUCCUGCAGGGUUUCUGAAAUGGUAUCAAAUACUACACCAAACAACCAGAUGAACAAAAUAGGCAUUCUGGCUUUACAAAAUGGAAUUUCUUCUGGCAGCAGGCACUCCAUAGAAGGAACAGAAAGUGACACAACAUCAACCUCUUCUGAACCUUACAAGCAAGAAGAACUGAAUGGCCAGUCUUGCAGUGAAAGAGAACCAUCUGCUUCACCCACUCAUAGCCAAGUCAGCAGCUUUUCAGCUGGAUCAGAUCCUGCUGUAUCUCCCUUCCCCCUUCUUCAAAGAAACAAGACUGAAAAGACCCAUUCACCUUCACCAAAUAAUACCAGCACAGAAAAUAAAAUGGGUGACGCCUGGUAUGGCUCUGAUGAAUACUUAGCUCUUCCAUCGCAUCUCAAACAGACAGAAGUAUUAGCUUUGAAAUUAGAAAAUUUGACAAAAUUGCUUCCACAGAAAUCUCCAGGAGAAACUCUUCAAAACAUCGAUGACUGGGAACUAUCUGAAAUGAAUUCGGAUUCAGAGCUUUACCCAACCUACCAGGUCAAAAAGAAGCGCAAAAGGUUAGGUAGAACUUCACCAAGCUCUUCAAGUGACAUCAUAUCUUCAGUAGGAGACAGCAUUGAAUCGGGCCCUCUUAGUGAUAUCCUUUCUGACGAAGAACUUUGCACAUCCUCAUCUAGCAUGAAAAGGUUCCUAGAAGAUAGGCCACGAAAGCCAUCAGUAUGUCAUGUUUCUGAUAAAAAUGAAAUAACUCUCACAAAUAAAUCAGCUUUGAUACAACAGCUGAUGGAAGAUAUACAACACCAAGAGAAUAAUGAAAUCGUAUGGGAAAAAAUGGAGGGGUUUGUAAGCAAGUUGGAUGAAUUCAUUAAAUGGUUAAAUGAAGCCAUGGAAACCACAGAAAACUGGACUCCUCCAAAAGCCGAGACCGACAGUCUUAAACUCUACCUGGAAACACACUUGAGUUUUAAACUGAAUGUAGACAGCCACUGUGCAUUAAAGGAAGCUGUUACAGAAGAAGGAUGUCAACUUCUCGAUCUUAUAGUAUCUCACAAAUCAGGACUGAAGGACAUGCUGCAGAUGAUUGCAAGUCAGUGGAAGGAACUACAGAAACAAAUCAAACGACAACACAGCUGGAUUCUUAGGGCUCUGCGUAUCAUCAAAGCAGAGAUACUGGCUACUGAUGUGUCUGCAACGGAUGAGGAAGGGACUGAGAGCCCCAAGGCAGAGGUUCAGUUAUGCUUUCUGGAAGCACAAAGAGAUGCUGUUGAGCAGAUGUCCUUAAAACUAUACAGUGAGCAGUACAACAGUGGCAGCAAUCGAAAGGAAGAAUUUGCGGAUAUGUCAAAAGUUCACACAGUGGGAAGUAAUGGCCUUUUGGACUUUGAUUCAGAAUACCAGGAGCUCUGGGAUUGGCUGAUUGACAUGGAAUCCAUAGUGAUCGACAGCCAUGACCUGAUGAUGUCAGAGGAGCAGCAGCUGCAUCUUUACAAGCGGUACAGUGUAGAAAUGUCAAUCAGACAUCCCAAAAAGAUGGAAUUGCUGAGUAAAGUGGAAGCUCUGAAGAGAAGUGAUGUUUUACUACCAAGUGAUCUCCUUGAAAAAGUGGAUUCAAUUAAUGAAAAAUGGGAACUGCUUGGGAAAACUCUACAAGAGAAGAUUCAAGAAUCACUGGUGGGGCACAGUGGGUUAGGAGCACGUGACUUGCUUUCCCCUGAAAGUGGCAACCUAGUAAGGCAGCUGGAGGUCAGAAUCAAAGAAUUGAAAGGGUGGCUGAGAGAUACUGAGCUUUUUAUCUUCAAUUCCUGUCUGAGGCAAGAAAAUGAAGGAACAAUGAAUGCGGAGAAGCAACUGCAGUACUUUAAGUCUCUGUGCUGUGAAAUCAAGCAGAGGCGUCGAGGGGUAGGCUCAGUGUUACGUUUGUGCCAACACCUCCUUGAUGAUCAGGAUACCUGUAAUCUGAAUGCGGACCAUCAGUCGAUGCAGCUGAUAAUUGUAAAUCUUGAAAGAAGGUGGGAAGCUAUCAUCAUGCAAGCAGUCCAAUGGCAAACUAGAUUGCAGAAGAAGUUGGCAAAGCAUCCAGACUCCCUGAAUGUUAUUGAACCUGGUUUAAUGGAGCUAAAUAGCACAAGUGAAGAUGCUCUAGAAUGGGAUGAAAUGGAUAUAAGUAAUAAGUUAAUUAGUAUUAAUGAAGAAUUUACUGAACCUGAACCAAAACAAGAUGACACAAAGCUGAAUUCUCCACCUGAAAUAUCUGAUAAUGGUAAUCCAAAACAAGAAGGAGCCCCUAACAUUCAUGAAGACAAUCUCUGUGAUCCAAGAGUGCCAUCUUCUUCAGGCCCAAAGGUCUAUCAAGUAUAUAGUCUCCACAAUGUUGAAUUAUCCAGAAAAAAUCAUAUAUCUCUCAUGAAAAACACAUCAAAAGAUUCCAGUCUUACACCUUCAACUACUGCAAAUAAAGACACAAGUAAAGAUUCUUCCUUAUCUAUAAAAUAUUUGCCAGAUUUACUGUGUAGCACCACAUUGGCAAAACCGCAGAAUUAUAUGUAUCAUGGUGGAAACAUUACCAGGCACUCUGAAAGUCAGAAUAAAGUAAUCAGUGAAAAAAAGCCAAAAGCUGUCAGUAACUCUGAAAUCCAAUUGUUUUCUGAUACUGAUGGAAUACAAGAUAAUUCUAUGCCUAAUAUUUCAGAUUCUGACCUAGGGAAUAUAGUUGAUGUGAUAAAACAAAAUUUUAAGCAGAAAGAUGAAGAAAGCCUUGAUAAUGUCACUACAUCUGAACCAAAGUUUAGUAACAAAACAAAAGAUGUAGACAAUGGUGCCCAUCAUGAUUCUGUGAGUGCAGAAGAAUUACAAGGAAAACACAAUGCUUUUACAUUUUAUGACUAUUCAUAUCUUCAAGGUUCAAAAUUAAAGCUACCACGGAUAAUAAAGCAACCACCAUCAGAAAAAGCACAUAAGCAGAGCAACUUGCUUCAUGGCUUUUAUUUUGAUAAAGUUCCCUUUAUAUCUGGAAAUCAGCCUGGGGACUUAAAAUCAUGUACGGAAAAGCUUGCUUUACCAAUCGACUGGAAUGAUGCUGAUCCUAAACACACGGAGUUUGUGGAAGAUUUAAAGAAACUAUGUGACACAACAAAUGGGAAAGUGCUUUCAACUCUAUCUCAUAGCUCUUCUUUGGAUUCCCUUUCUUUGACAAGUGAUUUGUUUGGUUUAACUGUUUUUAGAAGUGGAGACAGUCUUAAUCGUAGCACUUCCUUAGAGAGCUGGCUAAAUCCCUACAAAAGCAAUGAAGAUCUUUUUAGUGGUAAUGGCUCCGGUGACCUAAGUGGAAGUAGUGAUUCUGUUGGAGAACUCAGUAAAAGGACGUUAGAUCUUUUGAAUCGCUUAGAAAAUAUCCAAAGUCCUUUAGAUCAAAAAAUAAAGCGUAGCAUCUCUGAUAUCACCCUCCAAAGCACUUCUCAAAGAAUGUCCUUGACUGGACAAGUAUCCCUGGAUAUUGCCUCCUCAAUCAAUGAAGAUUCACCUGCUUCUCUCACUGAGUUAAGCAGCAGUGAUGACCUGUCUCUCUGCUCUGAAGAUAUUAUAAUGCACAGAAACAAAGUACUAGAUUCAAAUGCAUCAUUCAGAAAGCACCUCAAUUGUUCUGUUGCUGAUGAGAGUGAUACCAACGUUAGCAUGAUUGUUAAUGUUUCCUGUACCUCCACUUGCACUGAUGAUGAAGAUGAUAGUGAUUUGUUAUCAAGUUCUACUCUCACCUUGACUGAGGAAGAGCUGGGCAUGAAAGAUGAAGAUGAUGAUUCCAGUAUUGCAACUGAUGAGGAUAUUUAUGAAGAUUCCAAUUUAAUGUCAGGACUUGACUACAUUAAGAAGGAACUUCACACUUGGAUUAGACCUAAAUUAUACCUGACGAAGGAGAAGAGGAGACAGCGUGUGGAUGAUGAAAUUCAGGGCUGUAAGGAGUUAAGAGGUGGUGAGACUUUGAAACCAAAAGAUUCAUUGAACAUUGAACAAUUUUUGAGUGAUUCCAUAUGUAAACUUUCACAAAAUAAUGGCCACAGGAAGAAUGUAUUGGAGAAUCAUAUGUCAGAGACAAAAAGACAAGCAAAAAAUGAAGGUUUUCAGCCUUUGCAAGGUUGCUUAGUAGAUGAUAUGGAGAAUGGAAAUGUUGCAGUUACUCAAGAAAGUCUAAAUGGGCAACAUAUUUCAACAUCUGCCAUAACUGUUAGUACAUUAGAUAGGAAAGAGAAUGAAAAUGAAGAUUGUGUCUGUGAAUCAUUUACUGAUAGUUCAAAAGAUUCUCAUAUUAACAGUAAAGAAGAUGUUCAACUACCAAAUAUAACCAGCCCUCAAAAAGAGUAUCAAAAUCAUAUUCAGUAUGAUGACCAGUGUAUUAAAAAUCUUAUCACAGAAUUUGACUCAAAUGUCAAAGAAGACAGUACACCAGGUACAGCAUUACUAAUAUUGCCUCCAAGUUAUCAACAAAGUAAAUCAGGAAUUAGUGAGACUGUUACUGAUUGCUGUGCAUGUUUAAAAUCAAAUGAAGCAGAAAAAAACACAUCAGCUAGCAGUCAUGAUUCAUGUUGCAACUGUGAAUCAGUUGCUUUUGAUAAAAGAAAUGGGGAAGAUUGCUCAGUGCAUAAUUUUGUGAUGGAGAUAAUUGACAUGGCUUCCACAGCCUUGAAGAACAAAUCACAGCCUGAAAGUGAGCCAGCUGUUCCACCUUCAUUAGCCCAGAUCAAAGAAAAGGUUCUAGAACAUUCUCACAGGCCAAUCCAACUUAGAAAGGGGGAUUUUUAUUCUUACCUUUCACUCUCUUCUCAUGAUAGUGACUGUGGGGAAGUAACUAAAUAUGUUGAAGAAAAAAGCAGUACUCCGGUUCCAUUGGAUUUUGCAGAAAACAUUGAAUGCUUUUUUGAAGCCUGUCCUGAGGAAGAACGAGUUGAACAGCAGAUGUAUAUUCUUCCUAAUGAAGCUGAGGCAACUUUGGUCAAGCACAAGGAUUUGAAUUUAAUAGAUGAACACCAAACAUCUACCAAUUGUAACAGCUUUUCUUUUUUAUCUAAGGAGAUGGGUACAAAUCCUCCAGGCACUUUUAGCAAAACAGGAUCAGAGAAUAUAAAAAAUAAUCCUGAUGAAUCUUUUGAUCAAGAGACCACUAACAAAGGUCCAGUUUUGAAUUCUUUUCCAAAUGACUCUAUAGAAAACCAUCCAGGUCAGUCCUUUGGCACUGCAAAAUCUGAAGAAGAUUUUGCCACCCCUUUGAAGGCCUUAAUUAAAGCCACCCAGUUAAAACCUGAUCACUUGAAAGGCAAAGAAGUUAAGCACCCAAACCCAAAAACUCUUGUAUGUGAAGAAAAACUCCUGCCUCUUUACAGAGAAAGGCACAUAAAUACAAAGAGAUAGAAUGCAACUGUCCCUGGACUCAUCCGUGUUAUUUCAUGAGCAGAAACUUGGCUGCAUUUCAGAUGUAGGCUUAUCCUCUAAACCCUGAGAUGACCUCUAAUUCCAUUGUAUCACUGCCUUUUGUUACACUUGACUCCCAAGAUAAAUUUUCUUUCCAAAUGUUAUUUGUACAUGUUGGCUUUGUAACCAGGUUGCAUAUGCUGGAGCAAUUUCAGUUAUCAUUUGGCUUUGUAGAAAAACGGUUUUCUUUCAUAUGGGUUUAUAUGUCGAGCUACCUCUUUAACAACUUUCUUUUCAAAUAUGUAUGCUUCUGUAUGAUAUCUCAUCCACUAAUAUUUUAAUGAUUUUGCAAUUGCACAGUUUCUGUGAUCAUUUCAAGUCAUCAUUUCAGAACUGCACAUGUUAUCAAUUAUCCCGUUUUAUGUAUCAAAUUUGGUAUUUUAUGUGUACAACCCAUAUUGUUUAUUGAAAGUAUUUUAGAAAGGAAAUUUUUGAUUGUAGCAAAAAGGAAACAAUUGCUCCUGAGUCAAAAAGAACCAGUUAGACAAAGUAAAUAUAAAUGUAUCCUUUUGCUUUUUCUAACAGACAAAACAAAACUAUGCAACACUUCAAGAAACAGCUAUGUAGUGUUGUAUAUUAAGAAUUGUUAACAUUGUACUAAAUUAAAUAAAACAUUUUGGUUUUCUACUAUGCUUCUUGAGGUGGUAAUCAGAAAAGAACCCCACAUUUUAAAAAAAUGGUGCCUUGCUGUAUUUCUUAUAACAUUUAUUAAAAAGUUGCUUUCACAGUAAAAUUACGUUCAUUUGAAAGAAGGAAAUAGCAAGGUGUGAAUCGUUUCUGUAUAUAUGUAUAACCAAGUGCAAACAUUGAUGUACAAUGACAGUAUAAAAU